This is a messenger RNA of Clarias gariepinus (North African catfish), 5571 nucleotides long. RefSeq names its product scavenger receptor cysteine-rich type 1 protein M130-like. The record is from RefSeq and is a predicted model, not a curated record. NCBI's taxonomy places the organism in Eukaryota, Metazoa, Chordata, Actinopteri, Siluriformes, Clariidae. Gene Ontology annotation, cellular component: membrane. The transcript is spliced from 26 exons.
UGGAGGUGAACACAUCGUGUACAGUGAGGAGGGAGAUGGAAAUCUGUCUGACUUUUAUUCUUCUCUCAUCCACACUCACACUCACAGCAGCUGACAGUGUGAGGUUGGUGAAUGGUGGACGUCGCUGUGCUGGGAGAGUGGAGGUUCAUCAGGGUCAGUGGGGAACAGUGUGUGAUGAUGACUGGGAUAUGACUGAUGCUGCAGUGGUGUGUAGAGAGCUGCACUGUGGGGAGGCUGUAGAUGUGCAGAAGUUUGGACCAGGAUCAGGACCAAUCUGGAUGGAUGAUGUGGGCUGUAGUGGAUCAGAGUCGACACUGAAGGACUGUGGGUCACGAGGCUGGGGAGUGAGUAAUUGUGGUCAUCAUGAAGAUGCUGGAGUCACCUGCUCAGGUAAACUACUGACUUUAGGGAAUAAAAACAAUGAUGCUGGUCCUCAUCAGUGCUCUGGGAGAGUGGAGGUGUAUCAUGGAGGUUCCUGGUCCACAGUGUGUGAUGCUGACUUUGACCAGCAGGAUGCAGAGGUUGUGUGUCGAGACCUGGGCUGUGGGAUUCCUGUGAAGGUGCUGGGAUCAGCUGCUUUUGGCCGAGGGGAGGGUCAGGUGUGGACAGAGAAGCUUCGGUGUAUAGGAAAUGAAUCUGACAUUACCUUCUGUCCAACAAUAUCUUCACCAAAACACUCACACUGCUCCCAUGACAACGAUGUGGGAUUAAUAUGUUCUGGUCACACAGAGGCGCGGCUGGUGAACGGUUCUGACUCCUGUUCUGGUCGAGUGGGGCUCCAGUACCUCAGUGACUGGGGCACAGUUUGUGCUGUAAGCUGGAAUAUGAGAGCUGCAGAUGUUCUCUGUGCACAGCUGGAUUGUGGGAGCGCUGUGGCUGUGGUGGGGGUGGACUGGUUUGGGGAGGGGAGUGGCCACAUCUGGGCUGAUGUGUUUGAUUGUCAGGGGAAUGAGACACACCUAUCACAAUGUGGCAUCUCAUCAUGGAGUCGAGCUGCAUGCUCUCAUAAACACGAUGCUGGAGUCAUCUGUAAUAGAUCAUCCAUGGCGUUUCAUGAGGGGCGAGUGCGGUUGUCUGGAGGGAGCGAGUGUCAGGGGGAGGUGGAGAUUUAUUUCAGGCAGGACUGGAGGAGAGUUCUCCUGGACUCGUGGAGUCUGUCUGAGGCGUCUGUGCUCUGCAGACAGCUGGGCUGUGGCUCUGUGCUGAACUACCGCUCCUCUCCAUCCACCACUGAACACAAACACAUGUGUGUAACGGGUUUCAGCUGCUUUGGGAGUGAAGCUCAUCUGGGGAACUGCAGCAGUGCACAACCUGUCAACUGCAGCUCUGGGGAACAGCUGUACAUCACCUGCUCAGGUAUCUUGAACCGUGCCAUCAGCUCCAUCAGGCUGGUUGGUUCUGGGGGAGACUGUGCAGGAAGACUGGAGGUUUUCCACAGUGGCUCAUGGGGGACAGUGUGUGAUGACUCGUGGGAUAUUGAGGAUGCGCAGGUGGUGUGCAGACAGCUGCAGUGUGGAGUGGCCCUCAGUACCCACAUACCAGCCUGGUUUGGUCCUGGAACUGGGUCCAUAUGGCUGAAUGAGGUGGAGUGUGAGGGGAACGAGACGUCCCUGUGGAACUGCAGAUCUCAGCUGUGUGAAGAGGGGGAAUGUGGACACCAGGAGGACGUAGGAGUCGUCUGCUCAGACCCUGUGAGGUUGGUGGAUGGUGGAAGUCACUGUGCUGGGAGAGUGGAGGUUCUUCAUGGUGAUCAGUGGGGAACAGUGUGUAAUAAUAGCUGGGAUAUGAGAGACGCUGCAGUGGUGUGUAGAGAGCUGCAGUGUGGGGAGCCUGUAGACAUGCAGUAUCUCACACACUUUGGACCAGGUUCAGGACCAAUCUGGAUGGAUGAUGUGGGCUGUAAUGGAUCAGAGUCGACACUGAAGAACUGUAGCUCAGCAGACUGGGGGAGAAAUGACUGUGAUCAUAGUGGUGAUGCUGGAGUCACCUGCGCAGACAGUGUGAGGUUGGUGAAUGGUGGAAGUCACUGUGCUGGAAGAGUGGAGGUUCUUCAGGGGGAACAGUGGGGAACAGUGUGUGAUGAUGACUGGGAUAAGACCGAUGCUGCAGUGGUGUGUAGAGAGCUGCGCUGUGGGGAGGCUGUAGAUGUGCAGCAGUUUGGACCAGGAUAAGGACCAAUUUGGAUGGAUGAUGUGGGCUGUAGAGGAUCAGAGUCGACACUGAAGAGCUGUAGGUCACGAGGGUGGGGAGUGAGUGACUGUGGUCAUAAUGAAGAUGCUGGAGUCACCUGCUCAGACCCUGUGAGGUUGGUGGAUGGUGGACGUCGCUGUGCUGGGAGAGUGGAGGUUCUUUAUGGUGAUCAGUGGGGAACAGUGUGUAAUAAUAGCUGGGAUAUGAGAGAAGCUGCAGUGGUGUGUAGAGAGCUGCAGUGUGGGGAGCCUGUAGAUGUGCAGUAUCUCACACACUUUGGACCAGGUUCAGGACCAAUCUGGAUGGAUGAUGUGGGCUGUAAUGGAUCAGAGUCGACACUGAAGAACUGUAGCUCAGCAGACUGGGGGAGAAAUGACUGUGAUCAUAGUGGUGAUGCUGGAGUCACCUGUGCAGACAGUGUGAGGUUGGUGAAUGGUGGAAGUCGCUGUGCUGGGAGAGUGGAGGUUCUUCAUGAGGAACAGUGGGGAACAGUGUGUGGUAUUGGCUGGGAUAUGGACGAUGCUGCAGUGGUGUGUAGAGAGCUGCGCUGUGGGGAGGCUGUAAAUGCACCUGUCAGUGCUCACUUUGGAGAAGGAUCAGGACCAAUCUGGAUGUAUAAUGUGGGCUGUAGUGGAUCAGAGUCGACACUGAAGAACUGUGAGUCAGAUGGUAGAGGGGAUGACUGUGGUCAUAGUGGUGAUGCUGGAGUCACCUGCUCAGGUAAAAAUGUGAGACUCAGUGCUGGUCCUCACCGGUGCUCUGGGAGAGUGGAGGUCAUUCUGGGAGGUUCCUGGUCCACAGUGUGUGAUGCUGACUUUGACCAGCAGGAUGCAGAGGUUGUGUGUCGAGAGCUGGGCUGUGGGAUUCCUGUGAAGGUGCUGGGAUCAGCUGCUUUUGGCCGAGGGGAGGGUCAGGUGUGGACAGAGGAGCUUCAGUGUAGAGGAAAUGAAUCUGAGAUUUACUUCUGUCCAACAUCUUCAAUCAAACACUCACACUGCUCCCAUGACAACGAUGUGGGAUUAAUAUGUUCUGGUCACACAGAGGCGCGGCUGGUGAACGGACCGGACUCCUGUUCUGGUCGAGUGGAGCUCCAGUACCUUAGUGACUGGGGCACAGUUUGUGCUGUAACCUGGAAUAUGAGAGCUGCAGAUGUUCUCUGUGCACAGCUGGAUUGUGGAAGCACUGUGGCUGUGGUGGGGGUGGACUGGUUUGGGGAGGGGAGUGGCCACAUCUCGGCUGAUGUGUUUGAUUGUCAGAGAAUUGAGACACACCUAUCACAAUGUGACAUCUCAUCAUGGAGUCGAGCUGCAUGCUCUCAUAAACACGAUGCUGGAGUCAUCUGUAAUGGAUCAUCCAUGGCGUUUCAUGAGGGGCGAGUGCGGUUGUAUGGAGGGAGCGAGUGUCAGGGGGAGGUGGAGAUUUAUUUCAGGCAGGACUGGAGGAGAGUUCUCCUGGACUCGUGGAGUCUGUCUGAGGCGUCUGUCCUCUGCAGACAGCUGGGCUGUGGCUCUGUGGUAAACUACCGCUCCUCUCCAUCCACCACUAAACACAAACACAUGUGUGUAACGGGUUUCAGCUGCUCUGGGAGUGAAGCUCAUCUGGGAAACUGCAGCAGUGCACAACCUGUCAACUGCAGCUCUGGGAAACAGCUGUACAUCACCUGCUCAGGUAUCUUGAACCAUGCCAACAGCUACAUCAGGCUGGUUGGUUCUGGGGGAGACUGUGCAGGAAGACUGGAGGUUUUCCACAGUGGCUCGUGGGGGACAGUGUGUGAUGACUCGUGGGAUAUUAAGGAUGCGCAGGUGGUGUGCAGACAGCUGCAGUGUGGAGUGGCCCUCAGUACCCACAUACCAGUCUGGUUUGGUCCUGGGACUGGGUCCAUAUGGCUGAAUGAGGUGGAGUGUGAGGGGAACGAGACGUCCCUGUGGAACUGCAGAUCUCAGCUGUGUGAAGAGGGGGAAUGUGGACACCAGGAGGACGUAGGAGUCGUGUGUUCUGAGUUUAAAGAGAUGCGACUCACAGAGGGCUGUAAGGGGAAUCUGGAAGUGUUCUACAAUGGAACCUGGGGUAAUGUGUGUCACAAUCAGAUGGAUGAUGAGACAGUAAACAUGGUGUGUCGAGAGCUGAACUGUGGAAGACGUGGCAGUGUGUCACCCACUGAAGCAAGAGUCAAAUUUGCUCCUAACUGGCUGGAUAAACUGACGUGUAGGAAACACGACUCUAAUCUGUGGCAGUGUCCAUCUUCACCCUGGGGACAGAACAGAUGUGAUAAUCGUGAUGAAGUGGCUCAUAUUACCUGCACAGGUGGGUGGAAUGAUAAAACGUCUCUACAUACACAAGAAAAGUGCUCUUCACUUCCCUCUCAGAAACACUGCGCAAAGCACUGGUCUCUCAGGCUGAGUGGAGGAAAGGGAAGCUGCUCUGGGAGGUUGGAGGUGUAUCAUAACGCUAUGUGGGGCUACGUUUGUGAUGAUCAGUGGAACAUCAGGAACGCUCAGGUGGUGUGCAGACAGCUGGGCUGUGGCUCGGCGCUGAGUGCUGAUAGGAAUGAUAGCUUUGGUCCUGGUGAAGGGACUAUCUGGCUGAACAGAGUGAAGUGUCGAGGGGAUGAGAUUCACCUGUGGGACUGUCAUCAUUCCCUGAAGAAACACACUGACUGCUCUCAUGCUGUAGUCACCUGUGCAGACAUAUCCACAGUGUCCACUACUACACCCACCACCACCACCACCACCACUGCAACCACCACCACCACAUCAGGAAGAGGCGCUCCAAAUACCCCACCCACCCCUCCACUGGUUCUCUUUGUGUUGGGAACGCUGCUCUUCCUGGCCUUAGUGCUUCUGGUGGUACUGUUUUACCAGAACAGAGUGCUCAGGAGAGUUGUCUCUAAGACGAGGCGUAAGACUCAGCCUGAGGCAGUCUAUGAGGAGAUCAACCACAGAUACAUCACUAGAAGAAUCACGAGCUCCACUCAAAGAGGAAGUCUCCUCUCUGAAGAACAGCAUUCUGGGUAUGAGCAUGUGGAUGAUGAGCUUCUCUCAGUAAAGUCUGGGAUUGGAGAAAAGGCUGAGUAUUAUGAUGAUGUCAUCGACACCAGUGACUUCAUAAGUGAUACAGGAAGAGUUGAGCCACCAGAGGACUACGAUGAUGCCGUCACUGCUGGACCCAUCGCUGAUAACGUGGAGGAGGAUGAAGCUGAGAAUUAUGAUGAGGCCAUUACAGCUGAUCAGAAGUCAGUUAUACUGACAGAGGACGUGUCCGAGAACUAUGAUGAUGCAGUUACGGCUGAAACAAACACAAACAUCACCACAGUAAAGCUCCAGCAGGCGACUUCAUCAGCUCUCACCUCCAUAUCUCAGUGGUUAUAGUGGAGUCUCUGGC